AUGGCGGCUGCCGCGGAGUGCGAUGUGGUAAUGGCGGCGACCGAGCCAGAGCUGCUAGACGAUGAGGAGGCGAAGAGAGAAGCAGAGUCUUUCAAGGAACAAGGAAAUGCCUACUAUGCCAAGAAAGAUUACAAUGAAGCUUAUAACUAUUAUACAAAAGCCAUAGAUAUGUGUCCUAAAAAUGCUAGCUAUUAUGGGAAUCGAGCCGCCACCUUGAUGAUGCUCGGAAAGUUCCGGGAAGCUCUCGGGGAUGCACAGCAGUCAGUGAGGUUGGAUGACAGUUUCGUCCGGGGACAUCUACGAGAAGGCAAAUGCCACCUAUCUCUAGGGAAUGCCAUGGCGGCGUGUCGUAGUUUCCAGAGAGCCCUAGAACUGGAUCAUAAAAAUGCUCAGGCCCAGCAGGAGUUCAAGAAUGCGAAUGCAGUCAUAGAAUAUGAGAAAAUAGCAGAAACGGAUUUUGAGAAGCGGGAUUUUCGGAAGGUUGUUUUUUGCAUGGACCGUGCCCUAGAAUAUGCCCCUGCCUGCCAUCGCUUCAAAAUCCUCAAAGCAGAAUGUUUAGCAAUGCUGGGUCGUUACCCAGAAGCACAGUCUGUGGCCAGUGACAUUUUACGAAUGGAUUCCACCAAUGCCGAUGCUCUGUAUGUACGAGGUCUUUGCCUUUAUUAUGAAGAUUGUAUUGAGAAGGCGGUUCAGUUUUUUGUACAGGCUCUCAGGAUGGCUCCUGACCAUGAGAAGGCCUGCGUUGCUUGCAGAAAUGCCAAAGCACUUAAAGCAAAGAAAGAAGAUGGGAAUAAAGCGUUUAAAGAAGGAAAUUACAAGCUAGCAUAUGAACUGUACACAGAAGCCCUGGGGAUAGACCCCAACAAUAUAAAAACAAAUGCUAAACUCUACUGUAAUCGGGGUACGGUUAAUUCCAAGCUUAGGAAACUAGAUGAUGCAAUAGAAGACUGCACAAAUGCAGUGAAGCUCGAUGACACGUAUAUAAAAGCCUACUUGAGAAGAGCUCAGUGUUACUUGGACACAGAACAGUAUGAAGAAGCAGUACGGGACUAUGAAAAAGUAUAUCAGACGGAGAAAACAAAAGAACACAAACAGCUCCUUAAAAAUGCACAGUUAGAACUGAAGAAGAGUAAGAGGAAAGAUUACUACAAGAUUCUUGGUGUAGACAAGAAUGCCUCUGAGGACGAGAUCAAGAAAGCCUACCGGAAGCGGGCCUUGAUGCACCAUCCAGAUCGGCACAGUGGAGCCAGUGCCGAAGUUCAGAAGGAGGAGGAGAAAAAGUUCAAGGAAGUCGGAGAAGCUUUUACCAUUCUCUCUGAUCCCAAGAAAAAGACUCGCUAUGACAGUGGACAAGACCUUGAUGAAGAGGGCAUGAAUAUGGGUGAUUUUGACGCAAACAAUAUCUUCAAGGCAUUCUUUGGCGGUCCUGGGGGCUUCAGCUUUGAAGCUUCUGGUCCAGGGAAUUUCUUUUUUCAGUUUGGCUAA
Molecule: messenger RNA, 1485 nt
Organism: Rangifer tarandus platyrhynchus (Svalbard reindeer)
Lineage: Eukaryota; Metazoa; Chordata; Mammalia; Artiodactyla; Cervidae
Source: the annotation of a GenBank genome assembly